UCUAGGCUGGUGGGAAGAUGCACCAGGAGUUCAUGCUGCCGUAUUACACGGCGGAUUGCGACCAGGCGCGGGGGCUGAUGAACACGGCCAUGGGGCCACUGCAGCGCCAGCUCCGGGCCGGCGAGUACGAGAUCUUCCAGUACGCCCCCAUAUUCGAGAGCGACUUCAUACAGAUCAGCAAGCGCGGGGAGGUGGUGGACGUGCACAAUCGUGUCCGAGUGGUCACAGUGGGCGUGGCCUGCACCAGCCCCACCCUCCUGGUGCCCAACGUGCUGCUGCUGGCCCGGCCCGUGGUCCCCUCUGAGGACAGCCGGGGCCACAGGGGCCCCCCUCUCAAGGCACUAGAGCUCACCAGGUGA
Molecule: messenger RNA, 359 nt
Organism: Trachemys scripta elegans
Lineage: Eukaryota; Metazoa; Chordata; Testudines; Emydidae
Product: protein FAM71C-like
Exons: 2
Coding region: 18-359 (113 amino acids)
Cellular component (GO): nucleus
Source: RefSeq, a predicted model, not a curated record